Megalops cyprinoides (Indo-Pacific tarpon) is the source of this 1610-nucleotide messenger RNA. RefSeq names its product aminopeptidase like 1 (gene npepl1). Bases 31 to 1605 code for a protein of 524 amino acids. The transcript has 12 exons. Lineage: Eukaryota; Metazoa; Chordata; Actinopteri; Elopiformes; Megalopidae. Gene Ontology annotation, biological process: proteolysis. Gene Ontology annotation, cellular component: cytoplasm. Gene Ontology annotation, molecular function: metalloaminopeptidase activity; manganese ion binding. The record is from RefSeq and is a predicted model, not a curated record.
UGCUCCGGUCUGUCGUCUUUCGGUGCAAAGAUGGCGAAUGUGGUGCUUGAGUUCAAGACAUCUGCUGGAGACUCGGAGCCACAGAACCGCCCGAUUCUUAUCGUUGGCCAGCUGAGCAACCUUCAGCAAGUCACUUGGGCGCAAGUGAAGGGGAAAUUGCAGCCAGUCAUCAGCAAAGAGACCUGGCAGGCGGCUCUCAGCGCCCUCAACCCAAACCCCACCGACAGUUGUCCCCUCUACCUGAGUCAUGCCACGGUCGCAGCCCUGCCCUCCCGGGUCAGCCGGCACAACAGCCCCUCCUCCGCCCACUUCCUGACUCGUCUGGUCCGCACCUGCCUGCCAGGCGGGACGAGUCGCUGCAUCCUGAUGGUGUGCGAGCAGUCAGAAAUGUUUGCCUCAGGCUGUGCCAUCGCCAGGGCCUUCCCUCUUUUCUCCCGCCGGUCCGUUGCCUCCCGCAGGACAGAUAAGAAAUUGGUAACGGUGGAAUUCAUCACAGUGGGCCAGGACAACGGACCCCUGGACCACACAACCUUGGAGUGCCUGUCCAAUGCAGCAGAUGGGGUGAGACUGGCAGCACGGAUUGUGGACACGCCCUGCAACGAGAUGAACACCGACCACUUCCUGGAGGAAAUCAAGGCCGUGGGGAUGGAGCUAGGCAUCACUCCCACUAUCAUUCGUGGAGAGGAGCUCAAACAGAGGGGCUUUGGAGGGAUCUAUGGGGUGGGGAAGGCUGCUGAACACCCUCCUGCUCUGGCUGUACUCAGUCACACACCAGAGGGGGCCACUCAGACCAUCGCGUGGGUGGGCAAGGGCAUUGUGUACGACACAGGUGGCCUCAGCAUCAAAGGCAAGACCACCAUGCCAGGGAUGAAGAGAGACUGUGGAGGGGCUGCAGCCAUUCUUGGAGCUUUCAGAGCUGCUGUCAAACAGGGCUUCAAGGAUAACCUCCAUGCCAUCUUCUGCCUGGCUGAGAAUGCUGUGGGACCCACUGCCACAAGGCCUGAUGACAUCCACACCCUCUAUUCUGGAAAGACGGUGGAAAUCAAUAACACUGAUGCAGAGGGCAGGCUGGUGCUGUCAGAUGGAGUGGUCUAUGCAAGCAAGGAUCUGGCUGCAGACAUUAUUCUGGACAUGGCCACCCUGACAGGAGCUCAGGGGAUCUCCACAGGGAAGUACCACGCUGCUGUGAUGACCAACAGCGAGCAGUGGGAGGCGGCAUGCGUGCGCGCCGGGCGCAACAGCGGCGACCUGGCUCACCCCUUGGUCUACUGCCCCGAGCUGCACUUCAGCGAGUUCACCUCCGCCGUGGCAGACAUGAAGAACUCUGUGGCCGACCGCGAGAACGCUCAGAGCUCCUGUGCUGGCCUUUUUAUCGGCUCACACCUAGGGUUUGACUGGCCUGGGGUCUGGGUGCAUGUGGACAUUGCUUCCCCUGUCCACGCUGGAGAGCGUGCCACCGGGUUUGGCGUGGCCCUACUGCUAGCCUUGUUUGGCCAGGCCUCUGAGGACCCCAUGCUCAACAUGGUGUCCCCCUUGGGUGCUGCCGAUUCCUCGCCUGGAGAUCAGCAGAUGGAACGUGACUGCAAGAGGAGGAGAUUGGUGUAGCCCCC